Messenger RNA from Oxyura jamaicensis (ruddy duck), 1411 nucleotides. It is a transcript of the gene AKAP14, whose product is annotated as A-kinase anchoring protein 14. Gene Ontology annotation, cellular component: cAMP-dependent protein kinase complex. Gene Ontology annotation, molecular function: protein kinase A regulatory subunit binding. Bases 506 to 1012 code for a protein of 168 amino acids. Lineage: Eukaryota; Metazoa; Chordata; Aves; Anseriformes; Anatidae. The transcript is spliced from 6 exons. The record is from RefSeq and is a predicted model, not a curated record.
AAGCCUGAGUUUCACAGAGCGCAGAACUGGAGGCAGGUGCAGUUCCCGAAUCAUCAGGAGUAGCAGAGACACAAAGCCAGACAAGUCUUUGCGUGUUUCCCUGCUGGCACCGCCUUCCUGCCUGGGAGCCUGUCCUGCUGGAGAGGAAUUUCUGCGGCCAGUACAUUCUGGUGGUGAUGCCAAGAGCCCGGAUCAGAUCACCGUGAUCAGAUCACCAUGACGACACCACAAACACUCCCCGAGGCGGUAAGGCAAGGCCGUACGGGCUGUAAGGUUGCAGCCCCAGGAACACCCUGGGCCCCAGGGGGCUCGCUGGCUCCCACAGGUAGGAAGGGACAGACACAGAGACGCUGCCAGUGCUGCACAGCUCCCCAGCAUCACCUCGGCCACCGCUAUAACCGCUCCUACAGGCUUCCACCAGCCCGGGAAGUGCAUUUUUGAAGCAACAGCAGUAGCCUCCGCAGCUUAAGGCUGCUCAAAUUAGGUCUGAGCAGAGGUGGAGACAAUGGACAAGGAAAUGGAAAAUGCUGCCCUUGAGGAGACAGUAGAGAUGAUCGUUGCAGAUGUGAUACGUGGUGCAACAGAACAAUUCCUAGCCCUGCAGAAAAAAGAGACAGAAGCUGAAUGUGCUGCCAAAAAUAUUCAGUGGACCACCUGCAAGGACUUCACAGUGGAGAGAGGAAAGCAGCAGAUUGAAGAAUACAUUUCUACUUGGGAGGUUCAUGAAAGCUGGAUUUACUGGUCAGAAUUUCUCCGUGAAGAAGAACUGACGUUCAGCAAGAGGUACCACUACAGAGUUCUCUGGAGCAUCCCGACACGCAGAAAACCCAUCCCGCAAGCAACAGCAAGCGUCUUUUUCGUUAUAGAGAUCUCCAAAAUCAAACCUGCUACCUUGCCGGUGGAGGUAUUCUUCUUUCUGGAGUCCAGCAGGCUGAUUCACAGGCCAGAACAAUGUCAAUUUAGAGAAAAGUGGCUUAAGGACAUCAUUGAAAAUAAACUAAUUCUCGAGUGAAGCCUCACAUUCUAAUGAAUAACUCCAACUCACAGACAUCGAUGCUCUCUUGGUAUUCGUGGAGGAUAAACGCACACCACGAAGAAAAACCUGCUUUUCCUCAUUAGCUUGUGGAUUACCUCGUGUAUGGGUAAGAAGCAUUAAACCUGUGCAGAAUCAUGGCCUGAUCUGGCUACUGGUUUUAAGUCAUAGUCCCCUGAAGGUACAGGUGGGUGCAACGGGAUAGGAGCAGGUCUGAGGGUGUAAAUGGGAAGAGGCAGCUGGGCUGGAAAUGUUUGCAAACAGGCCUGCAAGACUCUGGGGCAAACAUUAUAGGACUUAUUUUUGUUGUACAAACGUACAAGGUAUCUCUGCUGCCAAAACUACAACACAAAAUUGAGUCGGGGGGGAAGCCCUCUA